This is a messenger RNA of Nicrophorus vespilloides, 1910 nucleotides long. RefSeq names its product T-complex protein 1 subunit eta (gene CCT7). The record is from RefSeq and is a predicted model, not a curated record. The coding region runs from base 109 to 1731 and encodes 540 amino acids. Lineage: Eukaryota; Metazoa; Arthropoda; Insecta; Coleoptera; Silphidae. The transcript has 2 exons. Gene Ontology annotation, biological process: protein folding. Gene Ontology annotation, molecular function: ATP hydrolysis activity; ATP-dependent protein folding chaperone; ATP binding. Gene Ontology annotation, cellular component: chaperonin-containing T-complex.
GCAUCUAUUUUCACUCUGAAGUUAACCCGUGGGUGCCGAUCACGUUUCUCGUCCAUAAACUGUAUUUAAUAUUAAAUAUAUUUAAUAGUUAAUUAAACCACAAUCAAGAUGAUGCAACCACAAAUUUUGCUCCUGAAGGAAGGAACUGACACAUCUCAGGGCAAGCCCCAAUUGGUCUCGAACAUAAAUGCCUGCCAGUCAGUGGUGGAUUCAGUGAGGACAACUUUGGGUCCCCGUGGCAUGGACAAAUUGAUUGUAGACAAGAACGGAAAAGCCACAAUCUCCAAUGACGGAGCCACAAUCAUGAAACUGCUUGACAUCGUGCAUCCAGCUGCAAAGACUUUAGUAGAUAUUGCCAAAUCACAGGAUGUGGAGGUCGGGGAUGGCACAACCAGUGUUGUUCUGCUCGCUGGAGAAUUCUUGAAGCAAAUCAAGCCUUACGUUGAGGAGGGUGUCCACCCAAGGGUUAUAAUUAGGUCUGUCCGCGUUUCGUUGCAGCUGUGCUUGGAGAAGAUCAGCGAGAUGGCUGUGAAAAUUAGCAAGGGAAACGCAGACGAAUUCCGCUCGCUUUUAGAGAAGUGCGCCGCCACCGCGAUGAGCUCCAAACUGAUCCAUCAACAGAGGGAUUUCUUCUCCAAGAUGGUCGUGGACGCUGUUUUGAUGUUGGACGAGUUGUUACCACUCAACAUGAUUGGUAUCAAGAAAGUCACCGGCGGAGCUUUAGAGGAUUCUAUUCUCGUCGCCGGAGUUGCGUUCAAGAAGACUUUCUCGUAUGCCGGUUUCGAGAUGCAACCGAAAACAUACAAGAAAUGUAAAAUUGCCCUUUUGAAUAUCGAAUUGGAAUUGAAGGCCGAGCGAGAUAACGCCGAAAUCAGGGUUGACAGCGUGAAGGAGUACCAAAAGAUCGUCGACGCCGAAUGGAACAUUCUGUACAACAAGUUGGCCAAGAUCCACGAGUCCGGAGCGCAAGUGGUGUUAUCCAAGUUGCCGAUUGGCGACGUCGCCACUCAAUACUUCGCCGACAGGGACAUGUUCUGCGCCGGUAGAGUGCCCGAGGAGGAUCUGAGGCGUACGUUGAAGGCUUGCGGAGGAGCCGUGAUGACCACCGUCCACGACCUGAAGGAUUCCGUGUUGGGAACGUGCGAGACGUUCGAGGAGAGGCAGAUCGGCGGCGAGAGGUUCAACAUCUUCCAGGGCUGCCCGAACGCCAGAACUUGCACGAUGAUCCUCCGCGGUGGAGCCGAGCAAUUCUUGGAGGAGACCGAGAGAUCGUUGCACGAUGCCAUCAUGAUCGUCAGGCGUACCAUCCAGAACGAUUCCGUCGUCGCCGGCGGCGGAGCCAUCGAGAUGGAACUGUCGCGUAUGCUUCGCGAUCACAGUCGCACUAUCGCCGGCAAGGAGCAGCUGCUCAUCGGCGCCAUCGCCAAGGCCCUCGAGAUCAUUCCAAGGCAACUGUGCGAUAACGCCGGUUUCGACGCUACCAACAUCCUCAACAAGCUCAGGCAGAAGCACGCACAGGGCAACUGCUGGUACGGCGUUGACAUCACCAAGGAGGAUAUCAGCGAUAACUUUGAUUCGUGCGUAUGGGAGCCGGCCAUCAUCAAGGUGAACGCCCUCACCGCCGCCUGCGAAGCCACAUGCUUGAUCCUCUCCGUCGACGAAACCAUCAAGAACCAAAAAUCCGUGGACGCCGUCCCGCAGAUGGGCAGAGGAAUGGGCAGGCCCAUGUAAAACAAACAACAAAAAAAACAACUAAAACAAAGAUUAAUUAAUAAAGAAGAAGAUGGAGAAGAAAACAUACAAAAAAAAAAGAACUCUAAUCAUAAAUAUUAAUAUUUAAAACUAUUCUCACGUAAUCACACGCAUUUCUUUCGUUUUUAUCUCAUAUUUCUAAUAAAGCUUAACAUCAA